UGAGUAGUUCCCUCUCCUCUCCUCUCCUCCGGCUCACUUGCGCCGUAGUCGUGUGGAUGUGCCGCGCGCUCCGCCGUGUCUCCGUGGCGCAGGACAGGACGGUCGCCACGCCUUCAGGGACGCACCUCUCCACGGCGUCAGCUCCCAGCCCGCGUCCGCCGCUCACCGGUGGAAACCCUGUCCACGGCGAGGACAUUCAACAGGACCCUGUCGCCGGACAUUUCCCUCCACUGACACCGACCAGGCUGCGCAUCUGGACGUCCACUUCUCCCACUGAUGCCAGUUGGACAGGCUCUUUUGUAGACGCUGAUUCAAUAUUUGGGAAAUAUCCGGAGCGGCAGUUUGAUCGAUUUGGCCUCGGAUACAAGUCGGAUCGAAGAUGGGGAUCAAAGUGUAGUGCUGACAGGAAUGCCCCAGACUGUGUGCUCAGGCAUCAUGUUCACCACUCCCAGUGGCUUCAGCCCUCAUCUGGCCUGUGCUGAGCCUGUGGAGGAGGAGGUGGCCCCACGGGAGGGCCCGGAGCCCGGGGCUUCCCUGGCAGACGGGCCCCCGAUCACCUCUGCCUCACUGGACACUCUCAUCCAGAAUCUAGUGCCAACUGCUGAUUACUACCCCGAGAAAGCCUAUGUGUUUACCUUCUUGCUGAGCGCUCGUCUGUUCAUCCCUCCUCCGGAGUUGCUGGCCAGGGUGUGUGAGCUGUGCAUCAAACAGCAGCAGCUGGAUCAGAGCCCACUCGAUACGGCAAAAGUGCGCAAGUUUGGUCCCAAGAUCCUGCAGCUGCUGACGGAGUGGACAGAGACGUUCCCGUCGGACUUCAGGGACGAGAAGAUGGUCGGACACCUUAAAGACUUCAUCAACAGGAUAGCUCCAUGUGAUGAGGCGUACUGGAAAACCCUGAACCAAGUGCUGCAGAAGCUCAGCCAGAGGCUGGCCCAGAUGAGCCAGGGGGAAGAGAGCAUCGUCAAGGUCUCCCUCAACGCUUCCUCCAUCUCUGACAAGCUGGUGGCCUUCAAGACCAAGCCCCCGCCCAUCCAGAAGGACAUGCUCUCCAUCUGCAACGACCCAUACACGCUGGCACAGCAGCUCACCCACGUGGAGCUGGAACAUUUGAGGCAUAUCGGGCCAGAGGAGUUUGUCCAAGCCUUUGUUCAGAAGGACCCGCUAGAUGGAACACAGCCAUGCUUCGGUGACCAGAAGAAGAAAACCUCCAACCUGGAGGCUUAUGUCAGGUGGUUCAACCGACUGUGUUACCUGGUAGCUACGGAGAUCUGCAUGCCGGCAAAGAAAAAACAAAGAGCCCAGGUGAUAGAGUUCUUUAUCGAUGUCGCCAGGGAGUGUUUCAACAUUGGAAACUUCAACUCGCUCAUGGCCAUCAUCUCCGGUAUGAACAUGAGUCCUGUGUCACGGCUGAAGAAGACUUGGGGCAAAGCCAAGACUGCCAAGUUCUUCAUUCUCGAGCAUCAGAUGGAUCCUACGGGAAAUUUUUACAACUACAGGACUGCCCUGAGGGGGGCCGCCCAUCGCUCUCAGACUGCCAACAGCAACAGAGAGAGGAUUGUAAUUCCCUUCUUCAGUCUGCUGAUCAAAGACAUUUAUUUCCUGAAUGAAGGUUGUGCCAAUCGGCUGCCCAAUGGCUACGUCAACUUUGAGAAAUUUGUGGAGCUGGCACGGCAAGUCGGGGAAUUUAUGACAUGGAAACAGGUGGAGUGUCCAUUUGAGGAGGACAGGGCCAUCUUACACUACCUCCACACCGCUCCAAUCUUCAGCGAGGACGGACUCUACCUUGCAUCCUAUGAGAGUGAGAGUCCAGAGAACCAGGUAGAGAAGGACAGGUGGAAAGCACUCAGGUCUAACGUUUUGGGGAAGACAUGAAGCGGUGGCGGCAGCUAAUAACCCUCCCACCAGCGAGGGAGCGUGUGAUCUCACUGCACUAAAAUGAACUGUGAAGGAACCUAGCUGGUACUUAGGUGUUUUUCUAUGAAGUAAUUAUGAAAAAGAAACACGAUGAACGGGAUUCAUCAAGAAGAGUGUAAAAGAAAAAAAGAGAGUGAAUUGAAAAUGUUAAGCUAAAGAAACUGGAUCAAAAUGCUUUUUGGGGCAUAUCAGUGAUGAGGUACAGUAUGUUGGAGAGGAAUUCCGCUUCUCCUCCCCCCAUCCCCUCGAUGUGUGUUUACUCUUUGAAGAAAUGUUUACUACUAUAGAGAGUACAGUUACAGGGAAAACCACUUUCUAAGAUGAAAUUCCUACUGAUGCUUUUGAUGCUUUUCCUCUCCCCCUUUGGUCCUUGUCUACGUAUUACAUUGAACCUUUUUCCCUUAAGUUGUAAUGUACUGUAAUGAAACUUACAAUGAUGUGAAGGGCGCUGGCUAGCCCAUAUCAACUGUCAGAUUUUAUAGGUCUACUGAAGGAAUGGCGACCGUGUGUACAUGUGGAACAACAAAGGAUGACAUGCAUUGAGCAUUGUACCCGAUCAUCUCAUGUGUACUUAUAUGUAUGUGAGUGUGUGUGUUCAUGCAUUCAUGUCACUGUCUUGUUUUUGCAUGAGAAUGACUGGAGAAACCUGUUUGUUGGACAUCUCUUCUUGUGAAUUUAUUUAUUAUACCUUAUGUUGGGACAGUGUUUGACGGGGAUUAUGAACUGUUUUAAAGAGUGUUUACUCCUUUUAAAUGUGUUUUGCCAUUAAUGCAGGAAAACUACAGUAUCGCUUACAGCCAGUCACAGCAGGAGGUGUAGAUUGUGACAUUUUCCCCCACAUCUUUCUGCUCUCCAGGAAGUUUUUCUCUGACUGACAUUCAGUUGUCUGAUAUAUUUAUGGAGAUUUCUGUGCUGACAGAUGUAUAGUUUUUAUUGUAACUUUCCUUUACUGAAUAUGAAGUCCAAUGGCAUGCUACGACCAGGAUGUUUUUAAAUGGGCAUUAAGCAUUAUCUACCUUGUAAAGAUCACUGCAGCAACACAAACUUUGUAGUGACGAGGCAUUGUUGCAUUCUGAAGAAGGACCACGAUGAACUGGAGACUUUUCUCCAGCUAAAAGAAGAGAGAGAGAAACGUGUGCCAUAUGAGUCCCUGGUGGUCAUGAUAAUUCAGGUUCCUCUGACAUGAAAUGUGUUGUUUAUUGUUUUGUGGGGUUGUCACUGAGCUUUGUUUUUGGCAGUUCUGUUGUGGUUCGGGGGCCAUUUGUGAGGGUGUGGGGUGGGAGAACAGGAAGGAUGAGGGUAAAGGGAGCAGGAAUUAUGUAAUUAUAUGCUUUUUAAAAAGUCUUAUUCAGUUUGCCCUAAUUAAUUGAUGUCAGUGUUUUCUCUUAAGAAGCACCUUUCCCUCUUAAUAACAGACCGACUUUAAUUCCCCCUCCUCAUUUGUCAGCAGACUUGCUCUUCUUGUAACAUGUUCCCCAGACAAGUUAAGACUAACGAGAGCCAGAGACGUGAUGUCAAACCUUCCAUUCGAGGUGGUGACAUGUUUUAAUAAAACAUCGCCUGCUGUUGAACAUGUGCUUUCAAUGACGGCUGCUUCCAGGACAUCAGUUCUGUUCUUUGAAACAAUGCACUGCCAAGUCAUCUUUUCACACACACAUACACACACACUUACACACAUCUGUGGGUGCAGUUCAAGGAGUGGCGUAUAUUGUGUAUUUCAUGAGGCCAAGCAGACACACCUUUGGCUUCAACGUGACUGAAAAAUAUGUGACUGGUUCUUUUAAAUCCUUUAAUAAAAACAAGAUCAGCACUUGGUUUUGUUCAUGUCAA
Molecule: messenger RNA, 3744 nt
Organism: Scophthalmus maximus (turbot)
Lineage: Eukaryota; Metazoa; Chordata; Actinopteri; Pleuronectiformes; Scophthalmidae
Product: ras-GEF domain-containing family member 1C
Exons: 14
Coding region: 409-1872 (487 amino acids)
Biological process (GO): positive regulation of GTPase activity; Ras protein signal transduction
Cellular component (GO): plasma membrane
Molecular function (GO): guanyl-nucleotide exchange factor activity
Source: RefSeq, a predicted model, not a curated record